Messenger RNA from Punica granatum (pomegranate), 2493 nucleotides. The record is from RefSeq and is a predicted model, not a curated record. NCBI's taxonomy places the organism in Eukaryota, Viridiplantae, Streptophyta, Magnoliopsida, Myrtales, Lythraceae.
UCUGCACUACAAGACCUUAAACCCUACAGACCUUCCUGGCGGACCAACAAUGAGGAUCUUGCUCCGUUACACAUGGAGGUCCCUCAGAAGGGUUUCCCGGAAUCCUCCCAUGGCAGUCGAAUUCCCAUUCCACGGCUUCAAUUCCAUCAGACCCAUGUCGCAGUCCACCUCAAUACCCAAGAAGCUCCUGAGGGUCCGCGACCACGGUUACGACAAUUACAUGGAAAUCGAGAAGAAGGUCCGGAAAGUGCUCAAGUUCCAGUCUUUGAUCCUCUCACAGCACAAUCAGACCCUCCCCGUCUCCCGCCUCGACACCCUCGCCGGCCGGAUUGGGUUCAAGAACCACGAGGCUGGCGCCUUCCUGCUCAAGUUCCCCCACGUCUUCGAGAUUUACGAGCACCCUGUCCAGAGGGUUCUCUAUUGUCGGCUGACCCGGAAGGCAAUCCUACAGAUUGAGCAAGAAAAACAGGCGCUGCAAGCUCAGGUCUUUCCCGACGCCGUGACCCGUCUGCGGAAGCUGUUGAUGUUAUCCAAUAUGGGUCGCCUCCGUCUCGAGCAUGUGCGAAUCGCACGGGCCGAGUUUGGGCUGCCCGAUGACUUCGAGUACUCGGUAAUUCUCAAGCACCCGCAGUUCUUUAAACUCUUCGAUGCCGAGGAAACUAGGAAAAAGUACAUUGGGCUUGUGGAUAAGGAUCCCGAAUUAGCUGUCUGUGCUAUAGAGAAAGUCAGGGAGAGGGAGUACAGAGAGAAGGGAACUGAUGCUGAGGAUGUCCGGUUCUCAUUCCUAAUCAACUUUCCGCCCGGGUUUAAGAUAGGGAAGUAUUACCGCAUCGCAGUUUGGAAGUGGCAGCGGACACCCUAUUGGUCCCCUUACGAGGAUGUUUCGGGCUACGACUUGCGGUCCCUCGAGGCCCAAAAACGGAUGGAAAAGAGGGCAGUCGCGACUAUUCACGAGCUCUUAUCCCUGACAGUUGAGAAGAAGAUCACUCUGGAGAGGAUUGCUCACUUCAGGCUUGCGAUGAAUCUCCCCAAGAAGUUGAAGGAUUUCCUCCUUCAGCACCAGGGGAUCUUUUACAUAUCGACGAGGGGUAAUCAUGGGAAGCUCCACACAGUGUUCCUCAGAGAAGCUUAUAACAGGGGGGAGUUGAUCAAGCCCAAUAACCUGUACUUGGCACGGAGGAAGUUGGGUGAGUUGGUGUUAUUGAGCCCGAGGAAUGCAAGGGUUGACAGGGAGUUGGUUAGUUAUAGACGAGAUAGAGGGCACGAUGAUAUCGAGCGGCUAAAGAGGGAGUAUGUGGAUAAUGGACCAGAGAACCUGGGGCCCCAUAAUGCCAUGGAGGGGCAGGCAGCUUCAGAUUCGGACUUCAGUUGCGAUGGUGAGUUUAUGGACGAGGAUAAUGAUUGUGAAGAAAGGUGAACAAUGAGGAUGGUGCUCGUGUGGCUGAUUGACCGACCUUGGCGUGGCACGUGUUCACUCAAAUUAUAAUUCGCGGACCUCUUGGACAUCAAAGUCAAGAUGCAACUGCAGAGAGAUGAAUUUGACCUCCCUUGAAAAUUUGCAUAUGAGCUAUUCCUUAUGGGUGAUUUAUGCCUGAGGCUUGGUGAUUGAUUGAUUAUAGGCUAGAAGGGAUUUGCUCUUACAAGCGCAUUCCUUAGGAGUAAUAAUAAGUUGGCUGUCAAAUAGCCCUCCUCAGUCCCUCAUAUAUCGAGGAGAAUAAUGGGCCUUGUGGUAGCAAUACAUUGUGGUUCUCUUCUCCUCUCCAAACAUUUUGGUUACAAAUAUGGGAGCAAAUGUGUUAUUCCACAGCAAUUGGUUCACAAAGAAGUGUACGAGACAUGUAUGCAAUUUCUGUUACACAUGCUGUGCAGAUUUGCACAAAGUUUGACGCCAUAUGCUCAUGUACCUGAUUCCAUCAAGCAGAGCUGCAGAAGACUGUCAUUGAUUGUGGAGCUUGUCGGCAUAAACUUUGAGUUUCCGCAGCUAAUACCAAUCAAAUUCGCUGGCUACACAGUCGGCCUCACAUUAUAAAGCAGCUUUAUUGAAGCAGGCCGCUCCUUCUCUGUUCAGCUCUGGUGAUAGAGUUGAAGGAGCAGAAUCUCCUUACGGCCGCUCCUGUUUUUGGAUCCAUCGGCUGCUCCACUCUUGCUUUUGGAUCCAUCUGCUGCUCCAAUUACUUGAAGUACGGGUUUCAUUUACACCGACCAAAUGAGUAUGGAGGACCCCAUGGCUGAGGACUCAGUCCAGGCAAUUGGAGCUUGUAAUUGAGAUUUUUGACUUGGCACGAUUUAAUGCCCAUCAGUGAUAAUAGAUAGUUUCUAUCACUCGAAAAACUCUUUUUUUUUUGCCCUUUCUAAGUUUCAUGUCUAUCUCCCAGUUCGUUUACAUGAGAAGAACUAUUCUUGCAGGCUGUAAAAGCUUUAUUUGAUACUUGAACUUGUCUUGGUUUGGUUCUGGCAUCUGCUAGCUCUUGGAUUGCAGUGAUCUCUUGUUAA